This is a messenger RNA of Lampris incognitus (smalleye Pacific opah), 1599 nucleotides long. It is a transcript of the gene odad1, whose product is annotated as outer dynein arm docking complex subunit 1. The coding region runs from base 1 to 1599 and encodes 532 amino acids. Gene Ontology annotation, cellular component: axoneme. Gene Ontology annotation, biological process: outer dynein arm assembly; cilium movement. NCBI's taxonomy places the organism in Eukaryota, Metazoa, Chordata, Actinopteri, Lampriformes, Lampridae. The transcript has 13 exons. The record is from RefSeq and is a predicted model, not a curated record.
AUGCCUCGAGGAAGAUCAACCACAAGUGCCCACACAGAGAGCAGCGAGAUGGAUACUGAUGGUAUAGCAGAAACAGAGCUGGCCAAACUGCAGAGACAGUUCCGCAUCAUGGAAGUGGACCGGCAGGCAUACAGCAUUCAGUCUCAGAAGCAGAUUCGUAAACAACGGCAACAGGUAGAGAAGCUUCAAAAAGAACAAGAGGAAUGGCUGCGAAGUCUUCGUGUUUCUGAGAAUGUGUCCUGCAGACAGCAGGAUAGUGAAGACACUCAGAGCUUGCGUACUGUACUGGAACAGAGAGAUGUGCUGGAGAAGGAGUUGGCGAGUGAGAAACAUUGUCAGAGACAGAUAGAGGAGGAGAUAGCUGACAUGGAAAGGAAGCUUGUCACGCUGAAAAAGGGGGCGGCCAACAGUAGUGAUACACAGAAGUUUCACACUCGGCAGACUCAGAAAACCAUACGCACCCUGGAGAGCAAACUGCACAGAGCCUUGAUUUGUUUCAGUGAGCAGCUGACAAAAAACAGCCAUUUGAGAGAGGAGUUAGAGACUCUGCGCAUGGAACGCAUCCGUUUCCAGCAAAUACACCAAAGACUGGAUAAGGAACUACAAGAUAUCCGCAAGGAAAUUGGAGAAAUUAUCACCUUGUCAACUGCUGCUUAUGAUGCCAGAGUGGAGGCUCAGUCUAAAAUGACCAUGAUGAGGGAGAAGGCAGUUAAGGACCUUGCUCAGUUCAAUGCUGAGAUGAAGGAACUGGAAAGAGUUAUUGCACAGGAGUGCUGCCUUAAAGAGUUUAUGACUACUAAGUGGAAUGAGAGAUCUGGUCAGGUUGAGGGCCAGGAGGCGGAACACAAACAACUAUCAGAGCUGAAGGAACAGAAGAAGAUGGACUCGGUAGAGGAGUCAAUGGACAUUCUAGAGGAGACAUUUGAGAGGAUUAAGGCUGUGACAGGAGAGGACAACCUAGACAUGCUGGUCUCCAGGUUCAUCCAGGUUGAGGAUCGCAACUUUGCACUUUUCAAUUUUGUAAAUGAGCAAAACAAUGAAGCUGAGGCACUGAGGGAUCAAAUCAGCCAGACCCAGGGUGAGAUCGAAAAGUUUCAAAUGAAAGAUGUGCAACAGAAGCAAGAACGUUGCUUUCUGCUGAGAGAAAUCGACGAGCGAUUGAAAGAAAUUGAAUCCCAAAGGAGAGAGCAUGAAAAACAAGCCAGCAUUGUCAGCAAGAUAAUGGACCAGCUAAAAGCCGGAGUGAGCACCAUCUUCACUAAGCUGGAAUGUGACCGGUCAGUAAUAGAGGACAUGCUGGGCUCCUCUACAGGGAUCAGGGAUAAUAACAUCAUGUCUUACCUGGGUCUAAUUGAACAGAAGACAAACGAGCUUCUCACCAUUCAGGCCUUCCUCAACACCAAGGAUGCUGAUAGGGUCUACAAUCCAAAAGACUUGGCCAUAUACCUACUGGGCCAAAAUCCCGACAUGUUGAAGCAGAAUAUCAGUAUCCAACCUCCAGUCGCUAGAGAUGACUAUGAUGUAGAUGAGUCUCCUCUCAUUGAUGAUGAAGAGCGACCUCUUUCUCAGAGAGAACUUCGCCAAAGAAUCAUGGAGUAA